Molecule: messenger RNA, 1102 nt
Organism: Syzygium oleosum
Lineage: Eukaryota; Viridiplantae; Streptophyta; Magnoliopsida; Myrtales; Myrtaceae
Product: cyclase-like protein 2
Exons: 4
Coding region: 74-379 (101 amino acids)
Molecular function (GO): arylformamidase activity
Source: RefSeq, a predicted model, not a curated record
CGAGAUUCGUGGCCUUGAAGAAUUGGGAUCCCUUCGCUCCCUAGUAGUCGUCGAUUGCCCUUCCCUGGAGAGGAUGUCAGACCUCUCAAAAUUGAAAAAGCUAUGGAAGCUCGAGGUAAUAAAUUGUGGUAAUCUAAAAAGAGUGCAAGGUCUAAACCACUUGGGGCCUUUAAAGACGCGGACAAUCGAAGCUGAAGUAAUGGAGUCUUUACAUAUUCCCAAGGGUGUGGGACGGGUGUUGUUCAGAAUCCUACAUACUGCCAGAUGGCUUAUGUACAAAAAAGAGUUCGACACGAGCCAUGUGGAAUUCGUGAGAGAUGGAGCAAAAUGGUUGGUAGAGAACAUAGAAAUUAAACUUGGUUUGGCUUGGUCUUACUAGUCAUUUCCUGAUUCACAUUACCCUUUUACUAUAAUAUACCCGAAGAUAGUGUUGCUCAAAGUCUUAUCCAGGCUACUUUUUCUGCAGCUUCAACAAGUAGCUUCUUUACAUGUCCACUGUUGAAAUAUUGCGCCAACCUAAUUUUCUCUCUUCUUUUAUACUUCACUAACUGCAUCUUCUUGUUUUGUUCGGAAACCUUCAUACAAUCACCGGAGCACUUGGCACCCGCUGGUUAUGUCAAGAUACUCCCAUGACUAUGAUUCUGUGUUAAUAGAGAAAAUAUUUAAACACGAUGACUUUUUGUUUAUAUCUUCUUGAUGGUCCUAAUUUUGUACAUCUUACUAUAUUAUCCUGUCAAAAAUUUUUAUAACCAUUCCAAAAUAGGCGUGGCCGACAAUACUCUUUGUAUAACAUAGGAGCAAUGCAUAUUUUCAUAGAUUCCCUGUUUUUAGUUUCAUAUGUUUGAUAUUAUUUCUCAAUGCAAAAUCUCAUUUCACUCACUAUUGUGUCACAAAGUAAAUGUCAUUUCAAUUAAGCAAUGCGUGAAUUGCCUUUCGUUUCUGCAGGACCUUGCUAACUGUCUAAAAGGCUGCAGGUAUCUCCCAAAAGUAAACAUUGAUCUCGUGGAUUACAGAAACUCAACCUACAAGGAAAGAUUUGCUAACUUGCGGAACCCUGUCCUUAUUAUGGUUAGUUUUGUAUAUGUUGUUGAUUUUGGAUCCU